AUGGCGACAUCAUUCCUGUGGCCACCUCCAUUCAGAAGAAAUAACGAUGACGCAGAGGGGGUGUACGAUAAGGCAAGUGAACAGCGUUCACACUGGACAACGACAGACUGGUUGGAGAGACAUAAAUACGCCGUAGAAUUGCACAACAUCACCACGGCCGACGGGUAUGAGCUGAUGUUGCAUCGCAUACCCAAGCCAGGCCAGCAACCAAUAUUGCUAGUGCACGGCCUGCUAACGUCAUCACUCGCUUGGGUGUUACAAGGACCGGGAAAGAGCUUAGCCUUUCUGCUCGCCGACCGGAACUAUGAUGUUUGGCUAGCGAAUUUGCGUGGCUCACCAUAUGCCCGUAGUCACACGCAACUCAGCACCAAAAGCGUCGACUAUUGGAGUUUCAGCUUCCACGAAAUGGGCGCCUAUGAUCUGCCCGCCAUAAUGGAUCACAUUGGAAAUGCCACAUCCUUCCAGCCGUUGCUGCUAAUUGGACAUUCACAGGCGCUUAAUGCAUUUCUAGUGCUUUGUUCCAUGCACCCGGAAUACAAUGAACGCAUUCAGCUGAUGCAAGCCUUGGCCCCGAUUGUGCAGCUGCACGAAUUAGUGCGUUUCAAAUCGGAUGAUGUGCGUCGGAUUAUGCGCUUUGUGAAGGCAAAAGUCAAAGCAGAUUCACAUGAAGUCUUUCCAGCCGGCUAUCUGCGUAAGAAAUGUUUAAAGAGCGAUUCCGAAAAACGCAAAGAGUGCUUAAAAACUAUGAAAACUGUUGCGGGUAAUGGCCGAUAUUCGAAGUCCAUUGAGCCGAUCCUCUAUGGUCAACUUUUACAGGGUGGAUCGCUGAAAGAAAUCAAACAUCUACAACAAAUAUGGGAUUCAGGCGAUUUCGUUGCCUUCGAUUAUGGCGUUGAGGGUAAUCGCAAAUAUUACAACUCUGUUGAACCAUACAAUUAUAACCUGAGUCUGGUUACGGCGCCAAUAUUACUCUACUUCGGCGAAAGUGAUGCCAUUGCAACGCCCGAAGGCGUACACAGCAUUUACUCACGUCUAUUGAAUGCGGUUGUCGGUGUCUAUCGCAUAACCGCUGAAAAAUUUAAUCAUUUCGAUUUUCUAUGUGCGAAUGAUGUCAAAACACUGGUCAACGAUAGAGUGAUCACGCUGAUGGAGCAACAUUUGGCCGGUAAAUUGCCCUACGUAAUUGAAUGA
This is a messenger RNA of Ceratitis capitata (Mediterranean fruit fly), 1191 nucleotides long. RefSeq names its product lipase 1. The transcript has 6 exons. Gene Ontology annotation, biological process: lipid metabolic process. Lineage: Eukaryota; Metazoa; Arthropoda; Insecta; Diptera; Tephritidae. The record is from RefSeq and is a predicted model, not a curated record. The coding region runs from base 1 to 1191 and encodes 396 amino acids. Gene Ontology annotation, molecular function: hydrolase activity, acting on ester bonds.